Beta vulgaris subsp. vulgaris (sugar beet) is the source of this 444-nucleotide messenger RNA. RefSeq lists its product as uncharacterized. Bases 1 to 444 code for a protein of 147 amino acids. Gene Ontology annotation, molecular function: nucleic acid binding. NCBI's taxonomy places the organism in Eukaryota, Viridiplantae, Streptophyta, Magnoliopsida, Caryophyllales, Amaranthaceae. The record is from RefSeq and is a predicted model, not a curated record. The transcript has 2 exons. Gene Ontology annotation, biological process: DNA integration.
AUGAACUCGAUGUUGAACCACUACCAUACCUUGACCUGUGGAGGGCACGGUGAAGCAAGCAAAACUGUUGCUAAGAUUCUUGUUACGGUUGACUGCGUAACUAAAUGGGUUGAAGUCAUUGUCUCCCCUACCAAUGACCAAAAGGUUGUGACCAAGCUCCUUGAGAAGAUCAUCUUCCCACGGUUUGGAGUGCCUCUAGUAUCAACAAGUGAUGACGGUUCAUACUUCGCCAAGAAGCAACUAGAAGCACUUUUGAAGAAGUACGGGGUAAAUCACAAAGUCGGUCAUCCUUAUCACCUCCAGACCCAAGGCCAAAUUGAAGUCUCAAAUCGAGAAGUAAAGAACGUCAUUGAGAGAGUGGUCAAUAAGACAAGAAAGGAUUGGUCGUUGAAGCUUAAUGAUGCUAUUUGGGCUCUUCGCACGGCUUUCAAGACACCUAUAUGA